UGCCGGCUGCUGUCAUGGCUGCCUGAGGAGCGGCGCGAACGGAGCGGAGAGCGAGCCGGGCGAGGAGGGGGCGGCGGCAACGGCCAGGCUGAAGGCUCUAGAAUGGCAGGAGAGCAGAAACCAUCCUCUAAUCUCCUUGAGCAGUUUAUUCUAUUAGCCAAAGGCACCAGCGGGUCAGCUCUGACGGCCCUCAUCAGCCAAGUGCUGGAGGCCCCCGGGGUUUACGUCUUUGGAGAGCUGCUGGAGCUGGCCAACGUGCAAGAGCUUGCUGAAGGAGCCAACGCUGCUUAUUUUCAGUUGCUGAAUCUAUUUGCCUAUGGAACAUACCCAGAUUAUGUAGCAAACAAGAACAACCUGCCGGAGCUAACGGGGGCCCAGAAGAACAAGUUGAAGCAUUUAACGAUCGUCAGCUUAGCUUCCAGAAUGAAGUGCAUCCCUUAUUCUGUGUUACUGAAAGACCUGGACAUGCGGAACCUGCGGGAGCUGGAAGACCUGAUCAUCGAAGCCGUUUACACGGACAUCAUCCAGGGGAAGCUAGACCAGCGGAACCAGGUGCUGGAGGUGGACUUCUGCAUCGGCAGGGACAUUCAGAGGAAGGACAUCAGCAACAUCAUCAAAACACUUCAGGAGUGGUGUGACGGGUGCGAAUCGGUCCUGAUAGGAAUCGAGCAGCAGGUGCUCCGAGCCAACCAGUACAAAGAGAACCACAACCGGACUCAGCAGCAGGUGGAGACAGAGUUUGCCCGGUAUCUGAAGCAGUGA
This is a messenger RNA of Gekko japonicus, 762 nucleotides long. It is a transcript of the gene COPS7B, whose product is annotated as COP9 signalosome subunit 7B. NCBI's taxonomy places the organism in Eukaryota, Metazoa, Chordata, Lepidosauria, Squamata, Gekkonidae. The record is from RefSeq and is a predicted model, not a curated record. The transcript is spliced from 7 exons. Gene Ontology annotation, biological process: COP9 signalosome assembly. Bases 103 to 762 code for a protein of 219 amino acids. Gene Ontology annotation, cellular component: COP9 signalosome.